AUGCCAUUGAUCAUGGAGCAAGGCAUUAAUGUCGAUGAUCUCUUUGGCGAGUCCGGUUCACUCGAACUGGGCUUGCCCACCGCUCCACCCCAGACCAAAGGUCUAGCACAAUGCCAGGAUGAGAUGCGUCUAUUAGGAUGCAGACAGAAGAUUGCCUGGUCCCGAAUGGGAUGUAUCGCAUAUAUCUCCCCAGAUGGACUACGAGUUAGUGUUCGCAAUUUGAAGUGUGAUUCUUCAGAUGGGAAAUGGGUACUGAGUGAGGAAACUCCCCUCCCGCCUAUUACAGAUGCCCAUGGUGGUCAUCCGCUCGUCCAUUUAUCCUGGAAUGAGACUGGUACCGAGAUGGCUGUCGUGGACUACCUGGGAAGAAUUUCCAUUUAUUCCCUAUCAUUUUCAUUGAAUAGUAUCACGGGAGUGCGGCCGGUUCAUUAUGAUUCUGGGGAUGACAGUAACCAAAUAGUUGGUAUGAUGUGGCUGAACAUCCCCAAUCGCUCGCUUCAAUCUUUUCACCAAGCAGCAAAGGUCAAUGGCCGAUGGGCUUAUUCGCCAUUUCGUCGCCGCCCAAUUGGCCCCUUCCACCCGGCCAAUAAAAAUGCUCUGAUUUGCGUGACCAGAGCAGGCCAAAUUCGUCUCCUGUAUCAAAAUCCAGACAGUAAAUGGACGGAACUUCCAGCAGAGUUGAAGAAUACCGGCUAUUCCGACAGGUUACUGAGCCAUGCUUCGAUUGUAGCAACUCAAAAUGGUAUCAUCGUUACGACUUAUUCAGUAUGCCAAAAAGUCUCCCUUUAUCGGGUCAACAUCACCUGGAACCCAGACAAAUGGGACAACCAGAACCCCAAACCCCCAUUUCCGAUCCCAACUUUCCGCUUCCAGCAUUUCAAGAUUGACAUGCCGAGUAGCAGCUUGAGCGUUAAUCGGGGUGUCGAGGAGCAUGUUCAGCAAAUGCCGUUCCCCAAUCCCAUUUAUUCCCUCACUCACCUUGAAAUAAUGCCUGGCCAAAUCGAUAGCCCGGCAGGAUCAACAGCCAGUCCGUGGAUUCUGGCAGUAUUUUCCAAGCCUCUUCAUGCCACACCAGAAUACCCAGAUCAACAAGGACCUGCGAGUGUGAUUGUGCGAUGGCAACUAGAGAGCGCCCCUCAGAUUUUCCAUCCAAAGUUUGACGAAGUAACAGCGAAAAAGAGCAAUACGCAAGUCAAGUCCAAACCUGAUCUACGUCGAUUGGACGAGAUUCAUUGCGAUAGAUAUAUCAUUUCGGUCAACAUGGUAGAGCACGGAACUGCUCUUGCAAUCACCCACGAUGACAGCUCAGUCACAUUCUAUGACACACGAACAAUGUCUGUUCUCAACGGAUCGGAUGACACCAGUACCGUGACUUGUCUGGCACAAGCAGGCUUCCAUUACAACAUGGACUCGACAGGUGUCGCCAUUGCAUUCUCUCCUAAUUCUUGCGUUGCCGUUAUGCUGGACGCGGAGGGACAAACACAUAUCAGAUCCAUGGAACAUACGUUUGGCGCUAAUGAGGGACUUUACGACGAGACCAAAUUUUCAUCCGCUAUUGCGGCACUGACACUUGCCUUUAGUCGUGGCUGUGGAUCGGAAGUUAACACAGAUGACAUUUUCAUGGUUGCCCUGAAAUUACUCGGACCUGAAGCACAACAGACUUUCAUCAGUGAGGUGUACCGUGCUUUGCCAAUUAAUUGCAAUUUCACGGUCGAAACAGAUCAGCUGUUGAAACACCAAUAUAUCCCUCGAUGUUUGGGCCUACAAGCUGCCAUGGGCUUUAGGGGCAGACUUCAACCUCGCAGCCUCCCGUCAGCUGUUCCAUGGGCUAUCAUUCAGCUUCGUCAUGCUGCCAUCCUCAUUCUAUAUUUCUUCCAGCAUGGAAACAAAGUACAAAGCGAGGUCCAUGAUCCAGAGGUGUUAAAAGUGAUACUGGGCAACAUAAAAUGGGUGCUGGACUUCUCACACUGGAUCCUGAGUGAGAUGUUCGAUCUAGCCGAUGAAUUCGAAAGCAUCACAGACCAAGAGGGCUUCAUGCAAAAAUUAAAAACCGUGAACUCCACCUCCCUCCUAGUUCUCCUCUCAAGCAUGUCUCGCGCCUUUCUCCGCUUCGUCUGCCGGGGUCUCCGUGGCGUCCACGCUGGAUUCACAAAACUCAAUCUUACAGGUCUCCCCAUCGACUCAAGAGUUUACUACACAGAGAUUUGCCAGACCCUCGAAGCCUCCCCCGUCCGUAUAGAUGUCUACGAGAAAUUCCUAGCAGGCGUUGACUCCGCCGUGAAACACGCCUACCAAGGAUCCGGCUUUGGCGACGCCGAACGACCAACACCAGAAAAGGAAGUUCUGGUCAACGCACGUAUUCCUCCCGUUCUCGUCACGGCUGUUGCAACCCUUCUUCGACAAACUAUCCCAUCUCUGAAAUCAGAGAUCAAUCGCAAGGAUAUUCUUUUGCGAGAUUAUAGCUGGCUUGGUUUUGGUGAUUAUCAACGCACAGCUAUGUACCGAAAGAAUCGCGACGUGGAUAUCUUGAAGAAAACGCCGCUAAGGCCGCCGCUUGCUGUGGGUAGGAGCGGGAGGGUUAUGCCGGCGAAGAAGAGGAGGUGUGUGCGAUGCUGUGAGGUUUCUGGGGAUUCGGUGUUGCCGAAAUCUGUGAUGUUCUUUAGGAUGGUUGCGAAGUUGAGUCUCUUGCGAUCUUGUCCGUGUGGGGGAAUGUGGAUGCUGGAGUUGGAGUCGGAGUCUGUGGGUGAGAAGGUUGAGGGAUCGGGUUACUCGCUGGGUCAGCAGCAUGUUGCGAGGACACCGGCUGGGAUGCAUGUUUAG
Molecule: messenger RNA, 2820 nt
Organism: Penicillium malachiteum
Lineage: Eukaryota; Fungi; Ascomycota; Eurotiomycetes; Eurotiales; Aspergillaceae
Product: mediator of RNA polymerase II transcription subunit 16
Exons: 10
Coding region: 1-2820 (939 amino acids)
Biological process (GO): positive regulation of DNA-templated transcription
Cellular component (GO): mediator complex
Molecular function (GO): protein binding
Source: RefSeq, a predicted model, not a curated record